UUUACGGAAUUCCCUUUUUCGCGCUUGCGCAAUGACUGGCCGUCAAAAUCCGCCAUACUUGUUAUUGUUGUUGUCAUGGGCGGGAACGCAUAAACAAUGCAGAAGAAAGAAAAGUUAUCCCCGUAUGCCUAUGGGUUACCGGCCGAGGCUAGGACACGAUACCAGGAGAAAUUGGCAUACAAUAAAGGACUCGAUAGGCUUCCUGAUCCUUAUGCUAUCACUAAAUCUGAAUGGGUGAACGACCCCAGUAUUUGGCCUGAACUUGACUUCGGUCAAGUUUACCUCUACUUAAUCGAAACACCAUCAAUGUUUAACAAAAGUGCAAUGAAAGCUUAUAAAAGCUUAGAAGCUUAUAGGUAUGUUGAAAGUGGUCAUGUAGACCAGAUACAGAUUUACGAUGUGAAUGGAAGUCCUUUCUGUUUUUUGAAAGCUGAUGUCAUAGGGUCGAUGAAAAUUCGGGACAAACCACACCAACCUUGGGUCUGCUUAGCUAAAGAUACAGCAGACAUAUAUUGUGCACAUUGUACAUGUCUAGCAGGAUUGGGAGAAAUGUGCAGUCACAUUGCUGCAGUACUAUUUAAAAUAGAGUUAGGAGUUAGAUAUGGUGUGACACAAAAAUCAGUUACUAGUGAGGAAUGUAAAUGGAACAAAGUUUUUAGAAAACAGGUUGAUGUCAGCUCAAUUAUGGACAUACAGCACCUUAUGAACAGUAACAGAAAAAAGAAAUUGGAAUGUGUUAUACCAUCAAGCAAAGAUCCAUUACCAGACAAAGCUGUGUUAGAAUCUCUUUCUAAGGUGUGUCCUAAUGCUGCAUUCUUUUCUCUAAUUCCCCCGAUGAAUGAAGAAGUAACAGUAGAAACAUCAGUCAAGGUGAAACACACAAAAGAAGAAAAAUUACCUAGACCUCUUACAAGUUUUUAUGAUGUCACUAACAAAGAACUUACUUUACAGGAAUUAAUCGACAAAUCAGAUCAACUUUUUAGGAACUAUCAUUGCUCAAUUUCUCAAUCUGCCAAUCUUUUCAAAAUUACUGAAGCACAAAACAUAAGUCCCCUAUGGUUUGAACAUAGAAAAGGUAGAAUUACAGCUUCAAAAGCUCAUGAGGUUUUAACAUUAAGACCAACUACAAAUCCAAAUAAAUUGAUUAUGAGAAUUUCAGGAUACAACUCAUAUGAUCUAAGUAAGAAAGAGGCCAUCAAAUGGGGACUGGAAAAAGAAGCAAUAACCAGAGAUACCUACAUCCAAUAUAUGGAGAAAAACCAUUCAAAUUUUCAAUGUAAAUUAUCUGGAUUGAAGAUAUCUGAACAAAAUUAUUUUCUUGGUGCUUCAGCUGAUGGUGUUAUUUCAUGUAGUUGUUGUGGACAAGGAACCCUGGAGAUAAAAUGUCCUCACAAGCAUAAAGACAAAUCUUCAAUGGAUGCGGCCAAAGAAGACCCUACCUUUUGUUUGGACACACAAUUACACUUGAAAAAUAGUCACAAAUAUUACACUCAGGUUCAGUUUCAAAUGUUUGUCUAUGACACUGAAUAUUGUGAUUUUGUUGUUAUGACAAGUCCAAAUGAUGUUCUUUUGCUUGCUAUCGUUAGAAUUUGCAGGGAUCCUGAGUUUUGUAAUACUUUAAUAAGUAAGUGCACUUACUUUGUUAAAGAGCUAUUAAUCCCAGAGAUACUUACAAGGAAAUUGCUACAUGAUUAUAAAGUAGCAAACACUUCAGUCAAUGAUGUCACAAAAGAGAAAUAUUGCUUGUGUGAAGAACCAGAAUAUGGCAAGAUGAUUUUCUGUGAUGGAGACUCGUGUGAUAUUGGAUGGUACCAUUAUCAAUGUGUUAAUAUUGUAAGGAAACCAAGGGGAAAGUGGCUUUGUCCAAAAUGUAAAAAAUAA
This is a messenger RNA of Mytilus trossulus (common blue mussel), 1881 nucleotides long. RefSeq lists its product as uncharacterized. The transcript has 4 exons. Gene Ontology annotation, molecular function: zinc ion binding. NCBI's taxonomy places the organism in Eukaryota, Metazoa, Mollusca, Bivalvia, Mytilida, Mytilidae. The record is from RefSeq and is a predicted model, not a curated record. Bases 97 to 1881 code for a protein of 594 amino acids.